AGCGGGUGCAACUAGUAACACACCACUGAACUGAACUCCCAGCUGUAAUCUAUCUCCUUGCAGUAAGCAAGGGCAGCGAGAGUACGACGACGACGGCCCAGCAACUUCCUCGAACAGAGAAAAAAAAAAGAACAGCACCUAACCUAGGGAAGGCAAGUGGUUUUCAGAACCCUGUUGCGAUCUUAUCGCAUCGUAUUUGCUGUGCUGGGUUAAAUUCCACGACGAUCCGGCCUUGCUCAGGUGACUGUUGCGUACAUACGUAGGAUGUGUGUGUAUGCGACGACGGCGACGACUAUGUGAGGGUGGCAUCAAAAGCGGCGGCGCGUGCAGUUUAGGUAGACGCUGUUUCCCGUUGACACCGCGUGCCGCCACUGCGCGAGUCGGUCACGCGCCCCGCCCGUCGUCUGAUGCCUUGCACUGCACUGCACUGCGCGCUUGCAUGCUCAACCCAAGCUCCCCGGCGCGCGCGGCCUCGAUGGCGACUGGUCGGGGCGGGACCGCGGGAGCGGGCGCGGGCCUUUAUAAAAUGGCACGUCGUGCUCGCAGCCAGGCAGCCAGCCACGCAGCAGGAGCAGCAGCAGCAGAUCUGGCAGGAGCUAGUGAUCACUGACAGUGACAGAUUGACAUGGCGGAGAACAACGUCGUGGCCACGUACUACUACCCGACGGCAGCGCCGGCGGCCAUGGAGGUCUGCGGCGCGGAGCUCGGCCAGGGCAAGCCCGACAAGUGCUUCGACGACGAUGGCCGCCCCAAGCGCAAUGGGACGAUGUGGACGGCGAGCGCGCACAUCAUCACGGCGGUGAUCGGCUCCGGGGUGCUCUCGCUGGGGUGGGCCAUCGCGCAGCUCGGCUGGGUGGCCGGACCCGUCGUCAUGCUGCUCUUCUCGCUCGUCACCUACUACACCUCGUCGCUGCUCGCAGACUGCUACCGCUCCGGCGACCCCAGCACCGGCAAGCGGAACUACACCUACAUGGACGCCGUCAACGCGAACCUCAGUGGCAUCAAGGUCCAGAUCUGCGGGUUCCUGCAGUACGCCAACAUCGUGGGCGUGGCCAUCGGCUACACCAUCGCUGCCUCCAUUAGCAUGCUCGCGAUCAGGAGGGCCAACUGCUUCCACCAGAAGGGACACGGCAACCCCUGCAAGAUCUCCAGCACGCCCUACAUGAUCAUCUUCGGCGUGGCGGAGAUCUUCUUCUCGCAGAUCCCGGACUUCGACCAGAUCUCCUGGCUCUCCAUCCUCGCCGCCGUCAUGUCCUUCACCUACUCCUCCAUUGGGCUCGGCCUGGGCGUCGUCCAAGUCAUCGCGAACAGAGGCGUGCAGGGCAGCCUGACCGGCAUCACCAUCGGCGUGGUGACCCCGAUGGACAAGGUGUGGCGCAGCCUCCAGGCGUUCGGCGACGUCGCCUUCGCCUACUCCUACUCCCUCAUCCUGAUCGAGAUCCAGGACACCAUCCGGGCGCCGCCGCCGUCGGAGUCGACGGUGAUGAAGCGCGCCACGGUGGUGAGCGUGGCGGUCACCACGCUCUUCUACAUGCUGUGCGGCUGCAUGGGGUACGCGGCGUUCGGCGACGGCGCGCCCGGGAACCUCCUCACGGGCUUCGGCUUCUACGAGCCCUUCUGGCUCCUGGACGUGGCCAACGCCGCCAUCGUGGUCCACCUGGUCGGCGCCUACCAGGUCUACUGCCAGCCGCUGUUCGCCUUCGUGGAGAAGUGGGCCGCGCAGCGGUGGCCGGACUCGGCGUACAUCACCGGGGAGGUCGAGGUCCCGCUCCCGCUCCCGGCGAGCCGGCGGCGGUGCUGCAAGGUGAACCUGUUCCGGGCGACGUGGCGGACGGCGUUCGUCGUGGCCACGACGGUCGUGUCCAUGCUGCUGCCCUUCUUCAACGACGUGGUGGGCUUCCUGGGCGCGCUCGGCUUCUGGCCGCUCACCGUCUACUUCCCCGUCGAGAUGUACGUGGUGCAGAAGAAGGUGCCGCGGUGGAGCUCCCGGUGGGUGUGCCUGCAGAUGCUCAGCCUCGGCUGCCUCGUCAUCUCCAUCGCCGCCGCAGCCGGGUCCAUCGCCGGCAUCGCGUCCGACCUCAAAGUCUACCGCCCGUUCAAGUCCUACUGAUCAGAUUCACGGCCUACGGGAGACGCAGCAGCAUGUGGUAUAUAGGCAUAUACUAGCAACCAUGUUCGUGAGUUGCAACUCAUAAGUACUUAAAUCAGACUCUGCAUCAUUGCUAAACGCGAGUUUUUUUAACUUGUAUACGCAUGAUUCAUGAGUCCCAAUUACAUAUGAAAAGGAUGCAACACAAUAUAUAUUGAAAUAUAAAAGAUCUCGUACCGAUAGUCGCUAAA
Molecule: messenger RNA, 2340 nt
Organism: Zea mays
Lineage: Eukaryota; Viridiplantae; Streptophyta; Magnoliopsida; Poales; Poaceae
Product: Amino acid permease 2
Exons: 6
Coding region: 626-2110 (494 amino acids)
Source: RefSeq, a predicted model, not a curated record